GCCUUGCAUGCCUGUGCUUCCAAAGGGCAGAGGAAGCAUGCCAAAGCUGCUAAGCAUACUCCAUGCCUCUCUUUUUUUUUCUUUUCUUAUGAAAAAACAAAGUGUGUGAGUUGACUGAUAAACCCUGGGUCCUCAGAAUUCAGCGAUAAACCCGAAUACUUGCUAAAAGCCAACGACCCAAAAAGAGAGAGAGAGUGCAAAAAAAAAAAAAAAAAAAAAAAAAUGCAGAGAGCUCUCACUGUGAAGCGCUCGCUCCAAUCCCUCCACAGAAUCGCCAAUUCCACCACUAAAAACCCAUUAAGCUCAGGGCGUGCAUUUUGCAAUGCACCGUCACCGUCGCCGUCCUCCGCAUCAGCAUCAGCAUCUGAGGUCCGCAAGUACAUGGGGUACACAGCCCUGGUCUUAUUCUGCGGUGCCGCCACCUACUACUCCUUCCCAUUUCCCGAGAACGCCAAGCACAAGAAGGCCCAAAUCUUCCGCUACGCCCCUCUACCUGAGGAGCUCCACACGGUCUCAAACUGGAGCGGGACCCACGAGGUCCAGACCCGGGUUUUCCACCAGCCCGAGACCCUUGAGGAGCUCGAGAAAGUAGUCAAGGAGGCCAAUGAGAACAAGUACCGGAUUCGGCCGGUCGGGUCUGGGUUGUCCCCCAAUGGGAUUGGAUUGUCCAGGGCCGGGAUGGUCAAUUUGGCGCUCAUGGAUAAGGUUUUGGAGGUGGAUAAGGAGAAGAAGAGAGUGAGAGUGCAAGCUGGGAUCAGGGUCCAGCAAUUGGUGGAUGGGAUUAAGGAUCAGGGCCUUACUUUGCAGAACUUUGCCUCCAUAAGGGAGCAACAGAUUGGUGGCAUUGUGCAGGUUGGUGCACAUGGUACUGGUGCGAGGUUGCCUCCGAUUGAUGAGCAGGUGAUCAGCAUGAAAUUGGUCACUCCUGCUAAGGGAACAAUAGAGGUCUCCAAGGAGAAAGAUCCAGAGCUGUUUUAUUUAGCUCGCUGUGGCCUCGGCGGUCUGGGAGUUGUUGCUGAAGUUACCAUCCAAUGUGUUGACAGACAGGAGCUUGUAGAGCACACUACUGUUUCAAACAUGGAAGAAAUCAAGAAAAAUCACAAGAAAUUGCUCUCUGAGAACAAACAUGUGAAGUAUCUCUAUAUUCCAUAUACUGAUACUGUUGUGGUUGUGACGUGCAACCCUGUCUCGAAAUGGAAAGGUCCCCCAAAGUUCAAACCCAAAUAUACAACGGAUGAAGCCAUUCAGCACGUUCGUGAUCUCUACAGGGAAUGCCUCAAGAAGUACAGAGUAGUACCAGACAACAGUGUAGACAUAAAUGAGCUCUCUUUUACGGAGUUGAGAGAUAAACUACUGGCCCUAAAUCCUCUCAACAAAGAUCAUAUCGUGAAAGUGAAUCAAGCUGAGGCAGAGUUCUGGAGGAAGUCGGAGGGAUACAGAGUAGGAUGGAGUGAUGAAAUUCUGGGCUUUGAUUGUGGUGGCCAACAGUGGGUUUCGGAGACUUGUUUUCCAGCUGGAACCCUUGCCAAACCAAGUAUGAAAGACCUUGAAUACAUAGCAGAUCUAAAACAGCUAAUAGAGAAGGAAGAGAUACCUGCACCUGCUCCAAUAGAGCAGCGCUGGACAGCCAGCACUAAGAGCCCCAUGAGUCCAGCUUCAAGCUCAAGAGAGGAUGAUAUAUUUUCAUGGGUUGGCAUAAUCAUGUACCUUCCAACAACAGAUGCCCGCCAAAGAAAGGAUAUUACGGAAGAGUUUUUCCACUACAGGCAUCUAACCCAGACACGGUUGUGGGAUACGUAUUCUUCUUAUGAACACUGGGCCAAGAUUGAGGUCCCAAAGGACAAAGAACAGCUUACCGCUCUGCAGGCAAGGCUAAGGAAGCGUUUUCCAGUUGACGCCUACAACAAAGCACGAACGGAAUUAGACCCAAACCGGAUCCUUUCAAACAUCAAGCUGGAAAAGCUUUUCCCAUUGUCUGAUACCAUUUGAGAAGCAUGCUUCAUUCGUUAGUUUUUAUUUUAUUUUAUUUUUUUCUUUUGCUUUUCUUCUAUUCUUUUACUCGAAUUUGCCUUUAGCCCCAAGUUACUAUGUACAUAUUUAAGAGGAUCUUGCUAUACAAUGUGGUGUAAUAAUAAGCUUAUAGGGCUAUGAUGCAUGGGAUAAACCCUUUGUUAACCUUGGAUAUCGACUUUUGUUCUCAUGCCUAGAUUGGCAGAGGAAAUGGGCGUUUAUGUCGCUUGCAUGGAUAAGAAUAAUAUUUGAUUUGUUUCAGGGAUCCAAUAAUUACUAAGCAGGACGAAUGUGUGUUUGCUCCACA
Rosa rugosa (rugosa rose) is the source of this 2317-nucleotide messenger RNA. RefSeq names its product L-galactono-1,4-lactone dehydrogenase, mitochondrial. Bases 223 to 1989 code for a protein of 588 amino acids. Gene Ontology annotation, molecular function: FAD binding; D-arabinono-1,4-lactone oxidase activity; galactonolactone dehydrogenase activity. NCBI's taxonomy places the organism in Eukaryota, Viridiplantae, Streptophyta, Magnoliopsida, Rosales, Rosaceae. The transcript has 6 exons. Gene Ontology annotation, cellular component: membrane. The record is from RefSeq and is a predicted model, not a curated record.